Molecule: messenger RNA, 1646 nt
Organism: Myotis daubentonii (Daubenton's bat)
Lineage: Eukaryota; Metazoa; Chordata; Mammalia; Chiroptera; Vespertilionidae
Product: BUB3-interacting and GLEBS motif-containing protein ZNF207-like
Exons: 1
Coding region: 108-1451 (447 amino acids)
Source: RefSeq, a predicted model, not a curated record
CCUGUGGGACACAGUGGUGGUGGUUGGGUCUGAAGACUGAGCGGUUUUCGCCUCAAUUUUCCUGCUUACUUUCUCCUCCCUUUUCACUUCAUCCGUGGAGCACAGUGAUGGGUCGCAAGAGGAAGAAGCAGCUGAAGCCGUGGUGCUGGUAUUGUAAUAGAGAUUUUGAUGAUGAGAAGAUCCUUAUACAGCACCAAAAAGCAAAACAUUUUAAAUGCCAUAUAUGUCAUAAGAAGUUGUACAGAGGACCUGGCUUGGCUACACAUUGCAUCCAGGUGCAUAAAAAGACAAUAGAUGCUGUACCAAAUGCAAUACCUGGGAGAACAGACAUAGGGUUGGAAAUAUGUGGUAUGGAAGGUAUUCCAGAAAAAGACAUGGAUGAAAGAAGACAACUUCUUGAACAGAAAACACAGGAGAGUCAAAAAAGGAAGCAGCAAGAUGAUUCUGAUGAAUAUGAUGAUGACGACUCUGCAGCUUCAACUUCAUUUCAACCACAGCCUGUUCAACGCCAACAAGGCUAUAUACCCCCAAUGGCACAGCCAGGACUACCACCAGUUCCAGGAGCACCAGGAAUGCCUCCAGGCAUACCUCCAUUAAUGCCAGGUGUUCCUCCUCUGAUGCCAGGAAUGCCACCAGUUAUGCCAGGCAUGCCAUCUGGAAUGAUGCCAAUGGGUGGAAUGAUGUCACCUGGACCAGGAAUACCACUUCUAAUGCCUGGUAUGCCACCAGGUAUGCCCCCUCCUGUUCCACGUCCUGGAAUUCCUCCAAUGACUCAAGCACAGGCUGUUUCAGCACCAGGUAUUCUUAAUAGACCACCUGCACCAACAGCAACAGUUCCUGUUCCACAGCCUCCAGUUACUCAGCCUCUUUUCCCCAGUGCCAGACAGCCUCAGGCAACUGUCCAAGGACCUGUUGGUACAGAUUUCAAGCCCUUAAGUAGUACCCCUGCAACAACUACAGAACCCCCGAAGCCUACAUUCCCUGCUUAUACACAGUCUACAGCUUCAACUACUAGUACAACAAAUAGCACUGCAGCUAAACCAGCGGCAUCAAUAACAAAUAAGUCUGCUACUCUUACGACAACCAGUGCAACCAGUAAGUUGAUCUAUCCAGAUGAGGAUAUAUCGUUGGAAGAAAGAAGGGCACAGUUACCUAAAUACCAACGUAAUCUUCCUCUUCCAGGAAAGACUCCCAUUGGUAAUCCACCAGUUGGACCAAUUGGAGCUAUGAUGCCACCACAGCCAGGCAUCCCACAACAACAACAAAUGAGACCCCCAAUGCCACCUCAUGGUCAGUAUGGUGGUCAUCAUCAAGGCAUGCCAGGUUACCUUCCUGGUGCUAUGCCCCCAUAUGGGCAGGGACUGCCAAUGGUGCCCCCUUAUCAAGGUGGGCCUCCUCGACCUCUGAUGGGAAUGAGACCUCCUGUAAUGUCGCAAGGUGGCCGUUACUGAUCUCGCUUCAUCCAAUCUAAUAGGUUUGGAGAUUAAACCUUUUCUCAACUUGUGCUCCUUAUAUAGCCAAGCUUCUGUCAAUAAGGCUUCAUUGUGACUUUAACAUUAUCUUUCCACAUACCAGGAACUAUUGGACAUUUAUUUUACAUGGGAAAACUAUUUGGAAUAAUAAAGCAGGAACUUUUAUUGAAGUUG